UCGCCCCUUCAAUGUUCUACAUUCGCCUAGUAUAAGUAUCAGCUCAUCUUUACAGUUAUUUUAGUGUGGUAACUGGCUUCAGUGGCAUAUGUGAUAGUCAUUUAAUUAAUUGACCACACCCCCAAUUGAUAUGAAUAAUUAAUGAGCCCGGGUAAAUGCAAAAUUCUGCAGCCGUCUAUGAUCCUGCGUCAUGCCUCAAGUGAACAAAAGAAAAAGCAAAUGGUCAAGAGAGUUAAGAAGAAAUUUGGACCCAAACCUAAUCCGGGUGUUAAUUUUGAAGAUGUUAAAUUCUUUGAUCGUUUGAUGGGUUGUCUCUCUGACAUAGACACAGCACUGGGUAUGUAUUAUGCAGCUGGAACCUCUAUAACACCUGCUGAGCUCAAUGAAGCUUGCAAGGCUGUGACUGGCUCUUCUGUCAGCAAUCAUCUUGUUGAUGUCCUUUUCACAAUUUUUGAUGAAAAUAAUGAUGGUGAGUUAAGUAGAAAGGAGUUUGUACACGUUUUAAAAUCAAGAAACUCACGAGGUUUGCAAAAGUCACGAGAAUUAGGACAAGCCAAACUAAUGAACUCUGUUGUGGCUUGCUCUGCAAAAGCAGUCAAAGACAAACUAGGGAUUGAAGCUUGAGUUGGGGCUAUCAUAGUGGUGUGAUCAAUCAAGUCAGGAUUAUAAACUAUUUUAUAUUAUAACAGAAAUAUCUUUUAGUGAUGGCAGGAUAGAAUAAUAUUAUAUAAUUUAUUUUUUAUGUACACCCAUUCUGUUUGAAUAGCAACAAUACAGAAACAUUUGAUUAUACUUAAUUUUGUAAUAAAUCCAUGGAUCAUUUGACAGAUUACUCUUAAUAAUUCCAAGAGUAUAUCAUAAACAAAA
Amphimedon queenslandica is the source of this 867-nucleotide messenger RNA. RefSeq names its product calcium uptake protein 1 homolog, mitochondrial-like. Lineage: Eukaryota; Metazoa; Porifera; Demospongiae; Haplosclerida; Niphatidae. Bases 142 to 624 code for a protein of 160 amino acids. The transcript has 5 exons. Gene Ontology annotation, molecular function: calcium ion binding. Gene Ontology annotation, biological process: mitochondrial calcium ion homeostasis; calcium import into the mitochondrion. Gene Ontology annotation, cellular component: uniplex complex. The record is from RefSeq and is a predicted model, not a curated record.